AUGGCCGACAUCCACACGUGUUUUAACUGGCUCCUACUCUACCUGCAGCUUAUUGCUCUGUUUGAAGAUGCUGGCUCCCCUAGGUAUCGUUUAAAAAUCUGUGCUCGACCUGGAGCAUGCUUUGAUACCUUUCGGGGCUGCACGAAAGAGGAUGGAUUAGAUUACGAAGGAUUAUGCUGGUUCUACUCUCGAGAUCGAGGAGGACGGCGCCAUAUUGGUUUCGGUGCUGGGAGAGCGUUUUGUAUCUCUCACGAAACAAAACCGAACUCAUCGCUGUUCCUGUCACUCAUACUGCUAAGUGGAGAUGUUUGUCCAAAUCCUGGCCCUCAUAAUACCCUGGAUCUGUGUGGGAUUUGUACGAAGUCUGUGAAAAGCAACCAACGUGGAAUCUGCUGCGACCUGUGCAAUAUUUGGUUCCAUGUAAGACGACAAUGUGUAAACAUGCGGCUUGAAAGCUACAGAUCUCAUGCUGAUAAUCCUGAUUUACAGUGGAUAUGCAAUAUUUGUUUGGAGCUACCAACGAACGAGAGCGAUGCAAAUAUUUCUGUUGACGACUCCAACCCAAACAUGAAUCGUUCAACCGACGAAUUCACUGCCAUAAAUAAUAAUCUUUACGAACAACCAGGACUAAAAUUCGGGCACAUCAACGUCAACGGGCUGAGGGGAAAAUUAUCAGAGAUACAUUUGUUAUUGAUUAAAACUAGCCUUGACAUACUCGCUAUAACGGAGACCAAGCUGGCAAAUGACAUCACUGACGAGGAAAUUAGUAUCGAGGGAUAUUUCACUAUUCGCAACGAUCGCGAUAGGAAUGGCGGCGGCGUGCUAUUGUACUAUAAGGACUCCCUAGCGGCAUACGAGGAGCAUAAGAUACAAGUCCCAAACACUAUCGAAGGUGUUUGGAUAAAUGUUCAAUGCCAAUCCCAAACAUGGCUAUUUGCGUGUGUGUACAGACCGCCAACCGAUCUUUCCUUCUAUGACACAUUUAAUACUAUGCUUGAGAAGAUCUGGUCUACACGAAAAAAUAUUGUAAUUUUGGGCGACCUAAACUCUGACUUGUCCCCUCAAAGGUAUGAAGAUGCGGAAUCUCAUCUUGGUAGACGUCUCCUGCGCAUAUUAAGAUCAUAUGGAAUGAAAUGUGUCAUAAAAGAACCGACCAGAAUUUCUGAUGUAGCACAAACAUUGAUCGAUCUGAUAAUUGUUAGCCACGCAGAGAAAAUCACUAUGGCUGGUGUGUCUCACUUGGGAAUAUCUGAUCACAGCUUUGUGUAUGCAAAUCUGCGAAUGAGAAAGGAAAAGAGUCCCCUGAUGAUUAAAAUCAUAAAUAAUUACAGAUCUUUCAACCAGCAGAAAUUUAGAAACGACAUCGAAAGCGCCCCUUGGAGUGUAUGCGAGAUCUUUGACGAUAUUGAUGAUCAGGUCUGGGCAUGGCAACAUCUUUAUCAGCGAAUAGUAUCUGACCAUAUCCCUACCAGGCAAGUGAAGAUGAGGAAAAAUAAACUCCCAUGGAUAACCAACGAAAUAAGGAAAGAACAAAACAAGCGCUAUCGUCUCCUCAAGCUCUACAAGGCUAAUAAAGACACGCAUACUUGGUCCCUAUACAAAGCCACUCGAAAUCGCGUCAAGAGACAAAUACGUGACGCGGAAAUCACUUAUUGGAGAGAGCAGUUUGCAAAAGCUGAGAACAGCAAAAAUUUUUGGCAAGUUGUUAGUAAGGCUCAAGGUAAAAGUGCGAGGAAGCCAAUACCUCCUGUGCAAGAUAGAGACGGUACCAUUCUGACAAACGACUCCGACAAGGCUGAGGAAAUGAAUAAUUACUUUGCGAAUAUUGGAAUAAAGCUUGCUGAAAAAUUCCAUCACGACUCUGGUUCCUCGAUUAACCAACUUACAGCAACUAUUAACCCUGUGCCACAUGUCCUUGAUCAAGUGUCCUUUUCCGAAGAACAAAUAAAGCUGAAGUUAACUCACAUCAAGCAAAAAACAGGUGGUCCCGACAAAAUAAUGUCCCGUGAUAUGGCCGAGGCAGCUGAGUCACUAUUUGAAGGCCUUUUUAGUAUCUUCAAAAAUAGUAUACAACGUGGCAUUUUCCCCAGUAAUUGGAAGAUUGGAGAGGUAAUCCCAGUAUUUAAGAAGGGGACCAAAUCAGACUGCGCCAAUUACCGACCACUGACUAUGCUUAAUUUAAAUAGCAAAAUAUUGGAGAGCAUUGUUUGUGAUUCCUUAGAUUAUCACCUUGUAACAAACGAACUUAUACACUCAAAUCAGUGGGGUUUCAAGAAAGGUGUCUCCACCGAAUCACUACUCUUGUAA
This is a messenger RNA of Stylophora pistillata, 2307 nucleotides long. Its product is annotated as putative RNA-directed DNA polymerase from transposon BS. The record is from RefSeq and is a predicted model, not a curated record. Gene Ontology annotation, molecular function: catalytic activity. NCBI's taxonomy places the organism in Eukaryota, Metazoa, Cnidaria, Anthozoa, Scleractinia, Pocilloporidae.